Molecule: messenger RNA, 2346 nt
Organism: Erigeron canadensis
Lineage: Eukaryota; Viridiplantae; Streptophyta; Magnoliopsida; Asterales; Asteraceae
Exons: 11
Coding region: 107-2140 (677 amino acids)
Source: RefSeq, a predicted model, not a curated record
UAGUUGUUGUUAUGAAGUUAUUAUUAGACGCUGAUCGACAUUGUUUCUCUAGCUUCUGGAUUCUUAUGCAUUGUUUUCUACCUUGAUCAGGUGCAGGUGGUUUUAGAUGGGGAAAUUAUGCAAGAGUGAUGCUGAUAAUCGGCAUUUUUUCAGCUUAACAAGUCUUCAGAUUGGAGAUUUGCAGUCGUAUCUUUCUGGUCUUAGUCUUUUCUUAGCACAUGAUAGCAAGACUUUUUAUGUAUUGGUGGAUAAUAGGCCAUGGCUGAAAGACUUGGUGUCACGACCUGCACACUUGUGGCAGUUGAUGGUCACCAAGUCUCGGAUGUCACCCUUUGCGAUCAGACAAACACGAAAAGAUAGGAAAGAUUCCCCAGAGUUCAGCGAGUUAAAGUUCUGCCCUGAAACGCCAACCCCAUCAGAGAGUUUGAGAAAAUGGUUCUUGGUGAUUGAUGCUGCAACACUCUCAAAGAAGAGGGCUUUUCUACCGGUCGAGAAACUUAAGAGCUCCUUGCUUGCUAAUAGCAAACUGCAUAGAACCUUGUAUGGAUUUAUUGUUUUCGAAGUGUUAUGGAAUGAUGUGCGCGGCAUCAAUUAUUUAAAUGAACUUCAGACUGAUACUUCUCUUGCUCUAGAGGUGAAAUAUAUGAGAAGAUGGGAAUUUGACAGUAUUGCUCAGGCUGCGAAAUGCAUAUCUUCAUGGUUUCCAGGGACACGACGUGAGCGUCAUCUUUUAGAAGACCAGCUAAGCUCCAUGCUAGGAGAUGUGUUUCAUGAUGCUCCUAACUGCCAUGGUACAGAUGCUGAUAAAAGUAUGUUAAAUGGUAAUCUGUGUAAUACGAGUAUUGAUGAAGAAACAGAAGUUUCAGAAGACGAAGUGAGUAAAACAAAUUCACCUCCUGAUGACGUGUCAGAUACAAGAAAAAGGUUAGUGGAUUUUCUAGGUAUGGACAUUGAAGCUGAUUCUGAAGAUGAAGACACCCACAGCGAAAGUGCUGCAAGUGACUAUGCAGAAGUGGCCGAACCUACGGAGUAUAGGGAUGUACUGCUCUUGUUUCGUUUCAACGAUCAUGAUCUCCCUUUCGAAUUACAAGACAUAGUCAUAUCUGAUUUGAGAUUACUUACUUUAUUGGAGGCCGGGCUUCCAUCUUGGGUUAUUUUCUGUCAAUCUUAUCCAUUAUUUUGCCAUAUCUAUCGUCCAUGGAUGUGCCCUUUAGCAAGAGUUUUAUAUGUGGCCAUUUCCCUUGUUACAGUUGUCAUUGGUUUCUAUGAUUUGUAUAAAAAUAUCCCUCUUCUUAAGGCGACCGCUGCCCGUUUGUGUGGGCCCCUAUUCGGGUGGAUAGAAACAUGGGAGAUGGUAUCGAGGAUCAAGUACUUGGGAACUAUGUUGUUUUUGCAUAACUCUAAGAAGGCUGUUCAGUGGUUCUUGAUGACAACACGUGCUGCACGGUCAUUUUUUUCAGUGGUCGCACAUCCUUAUUCCAGGCCAUUUAUGGUGGUUUUAGAGGUCCUUCUUCCUAUUUGGAACAUGUAUAUCCAGAUGGUGGAUUAUUUUUGCUCAUUUAUUUGGAUUUUGAUGACAACUUCUUGGAAUCUAGCGGAGAAUUUAAUUGAGAUCAUACUACUUCCUUUGUAUUACAUCUUGUCAAUAGUUUGGAAGAUUGCAACGAUGAUUCUGUACCCGGUUUUCUGGCUCCUUUGGGGGAUGCUUUAUGCUCCAAUUCUCCUAGUUCUUGGACUAUCAAAUUUCGUGGGAUUCAUAUUCAACCACAUGUAUGAUUUGAUUGGUGGUAUGUGGCUGUUUAUGAGUGGUUUAUUCAAGUUAGCUUCAGAUGCCGAGGCAACUGUGGGUACUUAUGAGGUAUCCAUGUGGCGUGCCCUUUGGAAUGACCUAUUCUCUCAGAUUUUCCGUGCUGUCCGGAGCAUUUUAAAUGGUUUUGUUGCCUUUGCCGCAACUUGCAAUAGGCAUAGACUAAGCAUUUAUAAUCAUCUACGAGAGUUCAUUGCAAGGCUUUAUCAACCAACUCAGAGAUCACACUUUUUGAGUUCCAUCCAACGAGCAAAGAAAUCGGGAAGUGAGACACUGGCAGAAGUCAGGGAACAAAGCGGGCCGUUGCUUACUAAAAACAUGAAACACAGCUAAAGUUUUGCAUUAAACCGUAUCUUGACCAUACGAGUAGUUGACUGCGUAGUUGUUGUACAGGAAAAUGCAAAUUUUAUGCAAGGCCUCGUAGUUGGUUCAAAGAGUACAUCAGAAUGUUGUUUUGUUUGAUGUAAAUAACAAGGUUUGGCUGUAAAUAUACAGGUUAAAUGGCUACGCAAUAAAGGAAGAGUUUUUUAAUGCAUCAA